Messenger RNA from Physcomitrium patens, 2290 nucleotides. RefSeq lists its product as uncharacterized. The record is from RefSeq and is a predicted model, not a curated record. Gene Ontology annotation, biological process: regulation of DNA-templated transcription. Lineage: Eukaryota; Viridiplantae; Streptophyta; Bryopsida; Funariales; Funariaceae. Gene Ontology annotation, molecular function: DNA binding; DNA-binding transcription factor activity.
GUGGCAACUCACCCCGCACCCGAUCGUAGACUGUAUAUAAGCCCCAUCUGGUCGGAUUCAGUAUUCCAAUCCCUCAAGGAUUAUCCGUCUCGGAUUUCAGUGAGCUAGGUCUAGCUCUCCGUAGCGGCAUUCAGCUGAAAUUCCGCCUCCUGUGUUGCCAGGGUCGCGAAAGCUUGAAAGAACGAAUUUAAACCAGGAAUCAGUAGGUGGACACAGUUGUGAUUGUUGAUUGGGUUGGGUGAAAGAUGCUGCGUUUCUAUUUCUGCGAAUUGGGUAGAUAGGAAUCGGUAGCUGGUUUGAUUGGCAUCGCAGUGAUAGUUGCUGAGUGACGACAGAGGAAGUGAUUGGAGAUUUGCUGGGAUAAGUGGGUUUUGGGUUUAAACAGGUUUGGUGAUACUUGAGAGUGAAAGAUUGAAUCGAAUUGCCAGUGGGUUUUUGGUGGAGAGUGGGAAUUUCGAGCCUAUGUUCUUAGUUGCAUUUGCGAGCAGCUGUGAGAGAAUUGAGAGAGACACGCCAGCUGGCGUAGAACUGCUUGUGAGUUUGCUAGAGGGUGUAGAUUUGUUCAGAAAGUUAGUUAAUUCCCAGCGAAGAAGAAGUUUCGAGAACAUCGAGAGGAGGUGAGGUUUCGAGAAAAUUGAGAGGAGGAUUGAGUUCCAAGUAGUGCCGUCUCUUUUGAUGGUUCAUUUGCAGGAUUUUGUGAAGUGUUUCGUGAUUUUUGUCUGCUUUGUGGGAAGCGGAAGAAUGCGCUGAUUGGUGCGAGAGCAGGAGCAAUCAACAGUCGCAGUUCUGUAACUUAGAGACUCGGUGGGAGCAGAAUUAUCAAUUAGAGGCCCAAGCAGUAAUUUCCCAUCUGUAAUCAGGGAGGCGAUCAAGACGACGACGAUUAGGCGAACCGGCAUGCAUUUGGGCAACCAGGGGAAUGCCAGGCUGAGUCCAACUUCCGGCCACAUCGAGAAGCCUCCUCGUAAACCCGGAAAGAGAUGGAAGAAAGGGGCAAUGAAAGGCAAGGGCGGUCCGGAGAACUCUGCUUGUGAAUUUCGUGGUGUGCGACAGAGAACCUGGGGCAAAUGGGUUGCAGAAAUUCGGGAGCCCAAAAAACGUGUUCGCCUCUGGCUCGGAAGCUUUCCGACCGCUAAAGAAGCAGCGCUGGCUUACGACAUCGCGGCUCGCAAGUUUUAUGGUCCUUUGGCAGAGCUCAAUUUGCCUGCUCACGAGUCGGCCGGGCUUGAUUCUGUCCCUUCCUCAAAACGCACAGAGCAGUCAUCCUCGCCACCUAGAAAAAUGCACGAUGUAGCAAUACCAGAAUUGCUAGAAUUUCCUCAUCAUCGCCCUUUAGAGACUGCGGUAAAUGUAGGCAGUAGUGGUCGCACGUCACUGCAUAUAGGAAUUAUGGAAGACUUCAACGACGACGAAAUAGCGUUGGCCAACUUCGAUAGUUCUAUUCAUGACUUGGACAUUAGGGAUAUACUUCUUCGAGAAACUGUUGGGGACAGUCGUGGGAAGGUAGACCCGACGCCAUCACCAGAUGUGAGCACCACUUCGUCUUCCUCGUUGCGAGUUUAUCCACCACAGCAGCGAUUUCCUAGCGCACCCGAGUUUGAGCAACAGCAGUAUUACAGUUCGCAAGCGGAACGAGCGGGAACUUUCUCGUCAUGCGAGCAACCCCAGGACAUCGACAGAUUUUUGCAUCAAAGAGAUACUUAUUCAAUCCCGUCCUUCAGACCAGAUGACUACUAUGACGGCGCAUCGGGUUCAAACUCCAGCUCGUCUCCGUCGAUAGACAGUGCAGGGGGUUCCUACCCUGCUGGCGUUUACUGGGAGGACGAAGAUCUGGGCUCUCAAUUCCUCAAUCUCGAGCUCCAGAGCCUUGACAGUGCAUUGAGAGAGCCUCUGUUUUCUGAUUGUUGAGCAUUGGGACACCCCGCUCCCUGGCGACAAGCUCCUCUUCAGCAGCUACAAAAAUUUGUGGUAGAUUACAUAUAUUAGGGUACAGAUUCUAGUAUGUCCACAAACCUGGGACACAGAUUGAUGAUCUCAGAUACCGGUCCAGUUCGUGACACUUCACAGCACAUUUUUGAAGCUGCUGAAGUGUGUUAGCUAUGCAGGAUAUACUAUCAAUUUUUUAGAAAACAUUCUGACCACGCAACAAUAGGUGACGACGUGGAUCACCUGGGGGGCUUCUUGUCAUGUAAAGGAUUACAUACCUCAAGCUCUAAAUCCAAUACCUUUCUGUAACUUUAUGCCACACAUAACCAAUCAAGAUACUGCCUCAUCUUUUAUUGCUGCAUUU